Messenger RNA from Sesamum indicum (sesame), 1494 nucleotides. RefSeq lists its product as uncharacterized. Lineage: Eukaryota; Viridiplantae; Streptophyta; Magnoliopsida; Lamiales; Pedaliaceae. The record is from RefSeq and is a predicted model, not a curated record.
CUUUCCUGUUCCCUGUUUUCUCAUGCUUGGAUAAGGAAAAAGCGCUAACAAUUCAAAAGCGUGAUUGUUCAGUUUCUCUUUGAGAGUUGAGGCCAGUAACACGUUUCUGACACGGGAAUUUCCCUCGGUUUCUGCAGAAGGACAAGAAGUUGAGUGCUUGAUCGCUGAGAUUUGUGUCCAAUGGCAGCAAACCCAAACAACAAUUCCGGCACGUCGUUUCUGCCGGAGAUCGGGCCGGACGGCCUGGCUCGGGAAUCUCCGGUCAUCGCCUACACCGAGAAGGUAAUUGAGGAAGAGCAGCUUCAGUUGAGGAAGUAUAUUGAAGAAAAUUACUCCAAGAUUCGCGAUGUUGAACGAGAAUUAGCAAAUCUCACAAUGGAAAUGAAGCUUACAUCUGGGCCAAAGAAAGCUGCACUUGAACUCAUGCGAAAGAAAAUAGAAAUGUCAACAGAAAGAAUUCGUGUUGCUAAGCUGAAAGAAGAACAAGCCAAAAAGGCAUGGGAAGCAGCUUCAAAAGCUGUGAAGGACGAGGAAGCUAUUAAACAGAAGCUUUGUGAAGAUCUAAAUAAUCUGGUUAAGGAAAGUAGUAAUGCCCAGCUUUCGAGGCUGGAGGAAUUGAAGCGCCGGCUAGAGGCUCUGAACCCAAGUAGAUCGUCUACUUAUGUUCCCUCCGAUGGGAAUCAAAGGCCAGCACAGGCUAGCACAAUCCAAGAUUCUUCUGCAGUUCCAAGUACACCAGAACCAGACGGUGGAACAGUGGGAAGUAUAGUUACAGAGGACAAUGCUAGGAACUCUCCUGUUAAAGGCCAAAACCAACAUCCUUCUACUGAUGGGGACGGAAUAUGGAAGAAGAAAAAUACUACAUAUAUUCAUGGAAAAGUACGUGGAAUAGGAGCAGUAUCUAAGGUUCGAGCUCCUGCAGCACCUGGUUGGACUGGGGCUGGCUUUGAUGUGGACGGUAGAGGUUGAAACCAGCACUCUGAGAAUAUCUUCGUCCUGUACCUUCUUGGCAUAUAUCAUUUCAAGGUGGUGAUCUUGUCUUCUCACUGGAGUAAGGUAUUGGUUUCUCAAUUAAUUCUUCACCCGUCAAGACUUUUGAACCUUUCAUGCAAAUAAAUGCAUUGCUUGCUCUUCAAAUUGUACGCCACGCAGUCCUGAGUUGUACCUCCUAUCAUCUUCAACCUGCCAAAGAAUGGAAACUGGGGAACCCAGGGAUUGGAGUCCUUAAUCCUUGUAAUUGCCCUAUUCUGCAACCCCUUUUUCUGCAUUUUGACAGAACUGUAGCAGGUAAAAAAUAUCGGACUUAAAUUCCCACUAUGCACUUCACCAACUUCUUUCAGCAGUCCAACUCCCACAAAAUGAUAGCCUUGCCCAAGAGAGGGCGACAGUAUCAUUAAAUUUGGGUCGUCCGAUCAGACGUUUUCCUGGAUAUCCAUCAUUAAUCUUGACCUAUUGCCAUUUGAUGGUUUUUGAUCAAACAGUAUACCACCAUGU